Messenger RNA from Laetiporus sulphureus 93-53, 3075 nucleotides. RefSeq names its product TFP11-domain-containing protein. The record is from RefSeq and is a predicted model, not a curated record. NCBI's taxonomy places the organism in Eukaryota, Fungi, Basidiomycota, Agaricomycetes, Polyporales, Laetiporaceae. Gene Ontology annotation, molecular function: nucleic acid binding. The transcript is spliced from 7 exons. Bases 101 to 2959 code for a protein of 952 amino acids. Gene Ontology annotation, biological process: spliceosomal complex disassembly. Gene Ontology annotation, cellular component: U2-type post-mRNA release spliceosomal complex.
GUCGCGUUUAGCACUCGGUGGCGUUGAUUACAUACGCAUCGAUAUGUUUGGAGUUAUAUUCACACGGUAAGCUCUCUCUCUCUUCUAUCCCUGAGCGGAUAUGGCCCGACGAAAACGCCAACUGCUGGAAGACGACUCGGACUCUUCUUCUGUCUCUGACGCUGACGAUUUCAACGAGACCACUUUCGACGAUAGUAAUCCUGAUGCCCGCGAAGAGCGAGAGCUCUUCGAGAACCCGUACAAGCGCCAGCGGCGCCGUAGAGAUGGCAAAGAGGACGCUAUCUACGGAGUUUUUGCGAGUGACGAUGAAGGGGAAGAAAGUCUUGGAAGAAGAAAGGGAGGGAAACCCGAACGACGGAGGGAUUGGGCGAAGGCACCGGCCUUCGUGUCGGGGGAGAAGGUCGACAUGGACAAAACUACCAAUGUUGAUGCCAAGAUGAAGGACGAAGGUGAAGAGGAUGAGCACGGUGAUGAGGUAGAGAAUGAGCUGGGCGGUGCUGAGGAGGACAUGGAAGAGGAAGAGGAAGAGGAAGAGCCUUUGAAACCACCAUCACCGAGAGUGCGCGAGGAGGAAGAGGAAGAAGAGGAGCAGAUACCUAGGUUCGGAGGCUUGGGCUUAGGUGCGUCCGCCUCACAGGCAGGAGGUACAUUUGCAGGCUUCAGUAAAGGUGGCAUUGGCUCCUCGUCCCGCCCAUCAGCAACGUUUGCAUCUCCCUCACCUUCCCCAGCACCCAUGUCUACGGAGGAUCUCCCCACUGCCUUCCGGGCUGCACGUACGCAGCGGUCGUUUCUACGGAACCCCAGUAGUCGAGCGAGCGCGCCAAAGCCUGUACCUCUCAAGGCAAGCGAUCUGCAGCAUUUCAAUAAGCUGGAGGGCUCGUUUGGUGCCCGAAUGCUGGCAAAGAUGGGAUGGCAAGCUGGCACUGGGCUUGGCACGGCAGGAGGGGGUAUCGUCACGCCAGUUGAAAGCAAGCUACGUCCGAAGAGCAUGGGCCUCGCCUUCAAGGGCUUCAAGGAGAAGACUGAGCAGGCGAAGGCAGAGGCGCGGCGGAGAGGAGAGGCGGUCAGUGACGAAGAGGAAGAAGCCAGGGUCGCGGCUAGGAAGGGACGUAAAGCUGGGAAGACGCGCGAAGAAAGGGAGGAGGCAUGGAAGAAGCCGAAGAAAGUGAAGACGCGGAUUGAACAUAAGACCUAUGAGGAGAUCGUCGCGGAGGCGGGUCAAGAGGUCCCGCAAGCUGGAAUUGGACAGAUCAUUGAUGCAACCGGUGCUACGCCGCGCGAAGUAUCUUCUCUCGCCGAUGUCUCUAUAGCUUCGUGGACACCAACUGCAGACACCACACGGCUGCCUGAGGUGCGGCAUAACCUCCGUCUCAUCACAGAGGCAUGCAAGGGUGACCUCGAGGGGCUUGCGCGUGAAGCCAGAGCAUUGGAGGAGCGCAAGAAGUGGAUACGCGAAGAGGACGCCCGGUUACGCAGGAGGGUGGAGGAGGAAGCCGAACUCAUCGCGCGUCUCCAGCAAGUACACCUUGUCGUGGACGACAUCAAUACUCAGGCGAGGGAAAUGUCAUCUUCAUAUGAGGCUUUGCUGGAGUCGUUCUCCCCGAAUUUUGAGAAGCUUCUUGGCCAGUACCCCAAGGAGUUUGACAUUUAUCGCUUAGACGAAGUAAUUGUUGCAGCCAUUGCACCAGUGAUGCGGCGAAUGAUUUCUCAAUGGCAUCCUCUAAAAGAGCCCGACGUGUUCACGCCGUCACUACGCUUGUGGAGGCGUGCUUUGAAAAUGGUGGUGUCAAAUGAGACCCCUCGAGAUCAGAUCCAAGUGUAUGGCUCAAGCACGAUGAUCACUUCCGCGCCUGUAGUUGAGAAACCGAUGACGCCGUACGAGAGUCUGCUCUGGAAUGCCUGGCUGCCAAAGGUGCGAUCGUCGAUCAAUAACGACUGGUCGCCAGACGAUCCACUACCGGCCGUACGAUUGUACGAAGCAUGGUCAGCCUUUCUACCUCCCUUCAUUCGCGACAACUUCUUCGACCAGCUCGUCCUCCCAAAGGUAUCAAAAGCUGUCGGCGACUGGAACCCGCGCCAUAGCAAGGUUCCAUUGCAGAGACUAGUAUUCCCAUGGCUGCCACACAUCGGACUCAGGUUGGAAGAGGUGCUCGGUGAUGCUCGUCGGAAGGUGAAGAGCUUAUUGAGGAGUUGGGCCGUGGCGGAGGGCAUGCCGGAAGACCUCACGGUGUGGCGAGAUGUAUUCGACGUGGGCGAUUGGGACGCAAUGUUACUCAAAUAUGUUGUACCAAAGCUGGGAAGCAGACUGCGCGAGGACUUCCGCGUUAAUCCACGCAACCAAGACAUGGCGCCUCUGCAAGACGUCAUGAUGUGGGAGAGCCUCCUAAGCCCAUCCAUCCUCUCCCGUAUCCUCGAAACGGAGUUCUUCCCGAAGUGGCUCGACGUGCUGCAUAUCUGGCUCAUCCAGCCGAGCCCGAGCUUCGAGGAGGUCGCGCAGUGGUACUCAUUUUGGAAGGGAACAUUUUCGGAGAAUGUGCAGAGCAUGCCUAACGUUGCUCAGGGCUUCACGCGCGGAUUGCAGUUGAUGAAUAAGGCCAUUGAGCUCGGUCCUGAAGCUCCCACCCGCCUGCCUCGACCAGACCAUCACGCACUCACUACUGCUCCUGCGACGGCGGGUACGAAGCAGAAGCUGCAGAAGGUUCGUCCUGCCCGAACGCAGGAGAUCACCUUCCGCUCGAUCGUGGAGGAAUAUGCGUCUUCGCACAAUCUGCUGUUCAUGCCUGCCGGCCGCGUCGAUGAGAAGUCGCGCAUGGCGCUAUUCCGUGUCUCCCAGACUGUCGAUGGGAAAGGUGGACUGUUGGUGUACAUUUUGGACGAUGCUGUGUGGGCUCCAGAUGGAGACGAGUACAGAGCGAUUUCACUAGAGACGAUGGUGUCCAGGGCUAUCAAGCAAAAGUAAACCCCCCAAAUAUACCCUACUCAGUAGUUCUGUACUCAUAGUUGCAUGCUGUUUUGAUAUAUUGUUGUGGUCAAGAUGCAAUUUCGAUAUCGUUAACAUAUUAAUCAAUGGCUUAC